Molecule: messenger RNA, 1719 nt
Organism: Osmia lignaria (orchard mason bee)
Lineage: Eukaryota; Metazoa; Arthropoda; Insecta; Hymenoptera; Megachilidae
Product: putative serine protease K12H4.7
Biological process (GO): proteolysis
Molecular function (GO): serine-type exopeptidase activity; dipeptidyl-peptidase activity
Source: RefSeq, a predicted model, not a curated record
GCAUGUCCAGUCUUUUACAUCUGUAGUCACUGACUGUAAUUACGAAAUAAACAAUUGAGAUUAGAUUAUUCAUAAAGAAAGAAUUUAAUAUAUUAAUUACAAUUUCCACUAAUAUAUAUCUUUUAAUAAGUUAACUUUAUUACAACAUGUAUAGACUUAUGCUAUUAUUAUUCUUCGUUUGCCUCAUAAAUAUUAGUACAUCAUGGCAAAUUUUUAUGAAGGGUCGAAGCAAACAUGGUAAUUUAGGUGAACCAAUUUUAUCCAAACACUAUGAACUUCCAGAAGAAAAAUGGUUCACACAGUUUUUGGAUCACUUUAAUCCAACUGAAGCACGUAUUUGGCAACAGAGAUAUUUUGUAAAUGGGGAAUACUAUAAAAAAGGAGGUCCAGUAUUUCUAAUGAUAGGUGGAGAAGGUACUGCCACUGCUAAAUGGAUGGUAGAAGGUCAAUGGAUUGAAUAUGCCAAAGAAUUUGGAGCAUUAUGUUUUCAAGUAGAACACCGCUUUUAUGGAAAGAGUCAUCCUACCGCGGAUCUUAGUGUUAAGAAUUUAGUAUAUCUUACAUCUGAACAAGCACUUGCAGAUUUAGCCUACUUUGUACAGACUAUGAACACUGCCUAUAAGUUACCAAAUAAUACCAAAUGGAUUGCUUUUGGAGGAUCAUAUUCUGGAUCAUUAGCUGCAUGGUUACGUGAAAAGUAUCCUCAUUUAGUACAUGGAGCUGUAUCUGCAAGUGGGCCAUUGUUAGCUAAAAUUGAUUUUCAGGAAUACUACGUUGUUGUUGAGAAUGCUCUAAGAGAAUAUUCUGAAGCAUGCGUGAAUGCAAUAGUAGAAGCAAAUAAACAAUUUCACAUAAUGUUACGACAUCCGGUUGGUCAGCAAGGAUUAGCUAAAAAAUUUGCCCUGUGUGAUCCUAUCGAUCCUGGACACACUAAACGUAACGAUAUUUCCAACUUAUACGAAACGAUAGCAAGUAAUUUUGCCGGUAUUGUACAGUACAAUAAAGAUAAUCGCAACAAUUCUGCAAUGGCUAACAUGACCAUUGAAAGAGCAUGUGAUAUUUUGACAAAUGAAAAGCUAGGCAUUUCCAUUGACAGACUCGCCGUUUUAAGUAAUAAAAUAUUGAAUGCUACAAAAGAGAAAUGUUUAGACUAUAUGUAUACUAAAAUGAUCCAUAAAUUUCGAAAUGUAACUUGGGCGAGUGAAGAAGCAGAAGGAGAACGUCAAUGGAUGUAUCAAACAUGUACAGAGUUUGGAUUUUUCCAAACUUCUACCGCACGACCAAAUUUAUUUAGCGAGACCUUUCCAGUAGAUUUCUUUGUGCAACAAUGCACCGAUAUUUUCGGACCAAGAUAUAAUAAUCAUUUGCUGAAAGUGGCAGUCAAUCGAACAAAUAUUUUAUACGGCGCGUUAAAUUUGAAAGUUACAAACGUCGUAUUUGUACAUGGAUCAGUCGAUCCUUGGCAUGUAUUAGGAAUCACGAAGUCAUCGAAUCCUCAAGCACCGGCUAUUUAUAUCAACGGUACUGCUCAUUGCGCUAACAUGUAUCCGCCAUCGAAAAAUGAUUCACCUGAAUUAAAAGCUGCCAGAGUCAAGAUUGGAAAAUUAAUUAAUCAAUGGCUUCAAGGUUAAAUGUGAUAUCUUUAAGACUGCUCAAUAAAUAAUGAAUCUGUUAUUUUUUUAAUGAAACAUAUUAUAAAAUGUAAAUUUAUUUUAGUCA